Megalops cyprinoides (Indo-Pacific tarpon) is the source of this 3145-nucleotide messenger RNA. It is a transcript of the gene she, whose product is annotated as Src homology 2 domain containing E. Bases 593 to 1972 code for a protein of 459 amino acids. The transcript is spliced from 6 exons. The record is from RefSeq and is a predicted model, not a curated record. NCBI's taxonomy places the organism in Eukaryota, Metazoa, Chordata, Actinopteri, Elopiformes, Megalopidae. Gene Ontology annotation, molecular function: phosphotyrosine residue binding.
GUCGCUCCGACUGGACGCUCCGGGAAUGGGAUCUUCAGAGAGAAUCAAGAAAAACUUCCAAUUUUUUCGAGUUUACCCUCUCCAAAGAUUCCUCUUUAUUCUACGAGAAUAGCUCCUGAGAGAGAGGAGGAAAGGGAGGCAGAAAGUAAAUUAUAGCCUACACCAAUGUGAGAAAAAAGGAAGGUAAGAAAGGUGUAGUAGGAGGAAAAGAUACAGGAAGAAAGGAAAGAUAGAUGGGAUAAAUUUAUUUAAAAACGCAGUUUGUACUAUAUGUGUAAUAUGUGCUUCAGCUUGCAGUAGUUACAUUUCGUUAUAUUCAUCCCACAGCUAAAUUAGGCAAUAAAGUAGUUAACGCACUAAGUGAAUGCAUUAGUUAGUCGUGAAAGUAACCCAAGUUAACCAAUUUAGUCGUGAAAGCAACCCAAGUUAAGCAACAAGACUUGUAGCAAUAAACCGCAUCUUAUAAAUAAUCACAACUCCAUAGCCGUUAAAAUAUUGACACUAAAAGUUAGUCAGGAGAGUUCUUCAGUGCGUGUAUGGCGUUAAGAGGUCUCACUGAGAUAUAACUUUAGGUCUCUCGACAAAUGCGAUUAUGGCGAAGUGGUUCAAAGAUUUCCCCAUCACUCUAAAGAACGGAACCGACAGGAUCCGCUCAGUCUCAGAAUCUGGUUCUCAAACCCGCGUCAAACCUGUAUCGCAAGCCGGGACUGGCACCAAAACGGGAGGCACAAAAGGGACCCAGCGCAAAAAUUCGGGGGUGGAGGGUAUCGGUAGCGGGGUGGGUUCGCUUCUGUCCGGAAGAAAUCGGAAAAAUUCGGCUAUCGAUUUGGGAAAGAAUGGCACCAGCACCGGCGGUUCGAUUAAAGACGGGAAGGUAUGGGAUAGUCUAAUUCCAGGAAAGGGCCGGAAAAACUCAAAGGUCGAGACAGCAUUCGAAGAGCCCCGAUCACUUAAAACUUCAAGUUUGGCGAAUACCUACAUCAGCAGGCUGAUCAAGGUAGACAAACAGGACAAGCACCAAAACUACAAUAGCGGUACUGGUGGUCAAGUGGUACCAGAAACGGAGAAAGGAAAGGCAGCUAGCAAGACAGAAACGGUGAUCAUUCUGGAGGACUACGCAGAUCCCUUCGAUGCACAGAAGACAAGGGAGCAGAGAGAGGCAGAGAGGGAGGGAGAGAACGAUGGGUACAUGGAGCCCUAUGAUGCCCAGCAAAUGAUCACAGAGAUACGACGGAGGGGAUCAAAGGACCUGCUAAAGAUGUGUGCUCUCCUGGAGGGAGGAGAGGGAGCAGUUGAGGAGGGGCGACCCAGCCCACCCCUUAUAUAUGACACCCCCUAUGAGGCGGGUGUCGAAGGGGAGGCCGGAGGAGUCCGGAUUCCCGUCACCCGGCCGGAACUGGACCCCCGUCCACCUGCUGAGUACGAACUGCCCUGGGAGUGGAAGAAGGAGCAGAUUGUGAGGGCCCUGUCAGCCCAGUUUGAGGGAGUCGAGCGUUCACCCCCCGCCAAAGAGGAGCCCCCCCAUCCCACGCGGCAGCAGCACCUGCGGCAAAAGAGCUUGAGCCAAAAAAUCCUCAAAUCCUCCCCUCCCCCUCCCUCCUCUCCUGGCCCCACAUCUGAGGCUGACACUGCUAAAGUCGAUCCUACUGUACCCCUGGAGAAACAGAGCUGGUAUCACGGCUGUGUGACGCGCCAGGAAGCAGAGUCACAACUGCACUCCUGCAAAGAGGCCAGCUUCCUGGUGAGGAACAGCGAGUCGGGCACUAGCAAGUACUCCAUCGCUCUCAAGACCAGUCAAGGAUGUGUGCACAUCAUUGUGGCCCAGACCAAAGAGAAUGGAUACACUCUGGACCAGAGCAGCUGUGUGUUUCCCAGCAUCCCUGAGGUGGUGCACCAUUAUUGCACCCAGCGUUUGCCUUUCAAUGGGGCCGAGCACAUGACCCUGCAGCACCCCGUGCCCCGACCUCACUGACUCCGCCCCCAACACUCUCUGCGACCUAUUAUCCUAACGCUGCCUUCCUCUUUCUCUCUCUCUCUCUCUCACUCAUUUAAUGUCUCUCUUUCCUUUCCUCUCUCUCUCUGACAGUGCACCUCUGGGCAGGUCUCAGGUCCUGGUUCUAUCUCUCCAACUUAAUUUCACGGUCCAACCCUGGCGUUUUCUCUCUAGCACGCUCUCAGUGUCACCCUCACUCCCAUACCUCACAUUUUCUCUUUAUGUAACUCCAUAUUUAUCUUUCAGCCAAAACCAAAUUGAUCAUACAAAUUUCCAUGUUGGGAAAUUCAGUCAAAUAAAUCGUGAGAGUAAUAUGUUAACAAUUGCUGUCUGAUUAUUAUAGCCCAUUUCUGUAGCCCUCUUUUGCUUUCCCCAUUUACUCUCUCUGUUUAUCAUUCUGUAUCUUACAAAGAAACAACAUCCCGUCAUCCACACUGACAAGUCUGCCCCAUUAAUUAGCUUUGAGUAGACAAGGUCUGUCUCACAUUCCCUCUACUGGACAAGCUUGUAAACUACACCAACUGAUUUUAACAACAGUAGGAAGAUGCAACUGUAAGUAAUGCUCAGAGCCAAACACAUGCAGUAAUCCCUUGUCCUAUAAGCGUAAGAAAUUACAGACACACUGCAUUAAGAGUAUUUUGGUACAGAUGAAACCAGUCUCCAUUUCUCUCCAUGUCUGUCUCUCAUGCAUUGUGAAUGAAUGCACUUGUCCCUUUGUAUUGUGAAUCAUGAAGUGAUUUGUCCCAACAGAAUGUGCUACCUUCUGUAUUGACAGAAGGAACCAAUGUUAGGUCAUUUACUAAAAUCAAUAAUAUACAUGAAAGUAUGCUAGUUUAUCAGUUUAAUCAAUGUUGGUUUAAUGAACGUUAAUUAUGCCCUGAGGGCGCUGCUAAAAAUUCCCAUUAACUGGAAUGAGUUCAUAUGAAACAGUGUGAAUGCCUUUGCCUUCCCCUUCAUGGAUAUCUACACAGCACUGGUUCCCUAUAUAUUUACUCAUGUAAUCUUUACUUGUGCUCAGUCCUUACUUGUUUUCACUGAAUUGAUUGCAAAACAACUGUCAUCAAACAUAAUGAAUCAAUGAAUAACAUUGGUUCAGAUUAAGAGUGCCAAUGCUUAUGUUUUUAAGAAAUGUGCCUUAAUUUUUUUCCACUU